Molecule: messenger RNA, 285 nt
Organism: Phytophthora sojae
Lineage: Eukaryota; Oomycota; Peronosporomycetes; Peronosporales; Peronosporaceae
Exons: 2
Coding region: 1-285 (94 amino acids)
Biological process (GO): protein import into mitochondrial intermembrane space
Cellular component (GO): mitochondrial intermembrane space
Molecular function (GO): zinc ion binding
Source: RefSeq, a predicted model, not a curated record
AUGUGCAAGCAUAUUCCCAAUGCCCAGGUAUCCUUCCGAGCACCAUGCUGCAGCCGAUGGUUCGAUUGCAGUGAGUGUCACUUCGAGCUAAGCGACCAUCGACAGCAAGCAGCAGCUGAAAUGGCCUUCGUGUGUAAGCAAUGCCGCAACCCCUUCCGAAAAGACUUGACAGCUUUCGAUGAGGAAGACGAAAGCUGCCCACACUGCGGGAACAUGCUAGUGCAACCCGUUGGCGAAUUGACCGAUUCAAGAGCAGCGACACCCGCGGCGUCGAGUACGUCGUAG